Molecule: messenger RNA, 716 nt
Organism: Suillus subalutaceus
Lineage: Eukaryota; Fungi; Basidiomycota; Agaricomycetes; Boletales; Suillaceae
Product: AAA domain-containing protein
Exons: 5
Coding region: 9-599 (196 amino acids)
Source: RefSeq, a predicted model, not a curated record
CUCACACCAUGGAUAUCCCGUCAUUGCUUGGUGACGGUCAGGGCAACUAUAGAGUUCAUGUUGUGGGCAAUAGUGGCACCGGCAAGUCAACCAUCAGCGCGUACAUUGCCACUAAACUCAAUGUGCCACAUAUCUCCCUGGAUGCACUUUUCUGGGGACCUGGGUGGGCAACCCCUUCAGAUGACGAGUUCAAGGAAAGAGUUUCUGCUGCGUUGACACAGAAUUCCAAAGGAUGGGUUAUCGACGGCAACGGCGGCCAGUGUGGCACGCUCAUCCCGGAUCAUGCAACAGAUGUCAUUUGGCUCGACCCCCCUCUAUGGUUCUACUUGCCACGAAUCUUUUGGCGUACGCUUCUUCGCCUGUUAAAUAUAAUCCCAACCUGCGCGGAAGGGUGCAAUGAGACUUGGGGAGACGUCCUAUCCACGAAUGGUAUUAUCUGGUACUGCAUUUCCCGCCAUGGAUAUUGCAAACACAGGUUCGGCGAAAUGCUCGCUCGUACCUCGAUUACAAAAGGAGGAAAUAUGAGGCGCCUCAAUGAGUGGGAUGGCGAUUUGAGGACGUGGAAGGCUGGGCUCGAGGAGAUGCUGCGCACACACUAAGUAGCAGUUACUCCUACUUAAUCAUAAUGCUCCAGAAUGCCCUACGAACUUGAAUGAAUACCAUCUGACAAGAGAUAGUUUGGAGGCCGUGAUCAAGGCUUUUUUGUCAGGCUCGCA